AUGCGGCCGCGAUCGCCGCCGUACCGGAGCGGGAGACUCGGGAGUGUACAACAGCAAUACAGGCCAAGGUCACUUGCAGGUGCACCGACCCAGGGGAAUGCCACUAGUUAUGCUCCUGCUAGGAGUGCUGCUGCUGCUGUUGAGCACAUGGAGCCAGUGGACCAAGGUGCAAAUGCUUGUGGGUAUUUAUCCCCUACAUUUACUCUUCAGUUCGGAACUUUCAGCCCAGGAGUUACUAACAAGCAAGUCUACUAUGGAUUAUCUGACAAGCCUUCUAUAGUUUCAUUAUCUGCCCAUGAGCAGAAAAAGCAAGAAGCUGCAGAUAACUUGAUUAUUGGUGGAGGAGCUGACUUAAUUGACAAAUAUGAGAGUGUGUGCAUGGAUUCAUGCGAGCUACUUCCCAGAAUUCCAUCUCCCGCAACUCAACAGCAGUGCCAAAACCAAGAAGAAACAAGAGAUAGGGUUCAUACCAAUCAAUCUGACAUUACAUAUAAAUAUCCUGCUACUAAGCCCAAGAUAAGUGUGCAAAUUCCAGCUUCCUAUCCUCCCAAUUUGACGCCACCACAAUUUAUGCUUCCAAUGCCUGGGAGAUCAAUGCAUGUGGCUUUCCAGCAGAAGCAACCUCAAGUGCCAAUUGAAUUUAGGGGGGUAGGCUUUCAAACACAGCCUAUUGGCUGUGUAUCUAGCUCCUUACCUGUGAAAAUAGCUAUCCCCAUGGGCAAUGCUCCUCACAUACAACCAAUGUUUGUUCAUGGCACUCAUCCUCCUCAUGCAUUGCAUCAGCAAACCUUCAUCCACCAAGGACAAGGCUUUGGAUGCGCCCCUCCAGCUAAUUGUCACCUUCCUCAGUUUGGCAAUGCUAGGUUUGCAAAAGAGUUAUCUCAGCAGCAUCCUAGAAGCAGUGAUGAACAAAAGAGAACUGUCAAGAUAACACAUCCAGAGACACACGAAGAGCUCAUGUUGGAUAGACGUGGCCAUUCUGUUAUGGGUAUUCCUUUUUCUAGCCAGAUGCCUCUACAUAACAUAAACCAGGUACCUCAGCCUGUUCAAACAUUUUCUCCAGUUCAGAAAGUGUGUUAUCCUAGACCAGGCACAUACAACUCAAGACCUAUCUAUCUUCCCAACACCACUAGUGCCCCCCUUGCAAGUAGGCAUAUUUCCUCCAAAAUGCAGCCCCCAAUGCAAAGCUUUGACCCCAUUAAUAGCAACCAUCCAAUUACUUCAAUGAAACCUCCAAUGCCGAUAUCUUGGGUUGAUGCUAGUUCCAGGGCAGUGACUAAUUUGCAUACUACUUCAGAAGUCUCUAGUUUCAAAGGGUUGCUUCCAUCAAGCUUAUCUGCUCCGGUUCGUGUUGAGGUAAAACCACCUAUUACAUUCUCUGUUGAAAAGAAUGAUGUGUCAUUAAAUUAUUCUGGUGAAUCUGCUAUGUCAUAUCAGCAAAGUAAUCAUAAGAUUGGGCUACCUAUUUAUCCUGAAGCUGCAAAUUUAGUUUUUGCUGAAGGGAAACUUAAAGCUACAGAUGUAACUUCUGAUAGCUGUAAUUCAAUACCUCAGAAAGUUCCAACCCAACAGAUACAGAGUCAACAAGAUUCAGUUGAUCAUAUCACAUCAACUAUGGCCCCUCAAACUAUCUCGAUUGGUAAUCAACCUUUGUCAUCUACUACAAGUUGUAUAUUUUCAGUAAAAGAGAAAUCUAGUGAGAUGGAAGAAUCAUCAUUGAUUACAACAAGUACAUCAUCCCAGGCAAACAUCAAGUCAUCACAUACUAAGUCUUCAAGCAGAAGCGAGAGUGUUAUUUGUACCGCAACUUCAAUAAUUUCCAAUAUUGAUGUGACAUUACCGACUGACGGAAAUUCUAAAUAUCAUGGCAAUAGCAUUUUGGGGAAACCUCCAGCAAUUUAUACACAAGACAUAGUCUCACCAAAAUUUCAAGGAUCUAAUACACUCACAAAAGGUCUUAGAAAGGAGAAAGUGAAUCCAGUUUCAUUUCUAGAAACAGGCCGUGAACUUGGUUCAGUUCCAUUGCAAAAUCAGGACUUUUUGGUUAAAAAACAUGUCGUAACUGAAAAAGGGAUGUGCUCCAUGUCAAACAUAGAACAAGUAGAUGUGACCAUGCCAGGUAUUGCCUUUGGAUCAGAGGAAGGCACCGGUGUUGCCAAAUCAGGACGAUUUAAUGCAUGCCACGAAUCAGCUGAUUUUCAUCACUUCACAUCCAUUGAUAAGCAAACAUUAAAGAAUGAUAAGCAACCAUUACUAGAUGUGCAAAUUGUAACAUCUCAACCAGAGAAUAUGCAGAAUGGCAGUACAGAUGUAAAGAGUGCAUCGCCUAUUUCUAAUUCAUGUAGUUCCCUAAGGAAAAUGGGGCAUGAAAAUGUUGAUUCAGAAAUAUCUAAUCAAUGCUCGAUUGCUGCACCUUCAGCGGUGCAAACAAAAAAGAUUGAUAUGGAAUCAACCAAAGCCAAAAAUACCAAUGAACGGCGAAAAAAGCGAAAGAAGAUGCUCCUUAAGGCUAGUGGACAAAAGUAUCAUAAUAUUGAUAGUGCAGCUAACUCCCUGAAUGAGAAUGUUGAGAAAUUUAAUAAAUUACAAGAUGUCCAGAGUUUUGACAUGAAGCAGAAUUGUUCAUUGGAUACUAAACAGGUUAGUUCAGCUCGUGAGAUUGAUAGCCAGAUUGACUGGGAAGAUACAACAAAAAAUUCUAUAGGAAAGUUAAAAGAGUUUGGGUAUAUGAAUUCUAUCAAUGGAUUAGAAGUAAACAAUAGAAAAUGUGAGUUUGAUCAUAAACGGUAUUCUCGGGAUUUUCUUUUGAAAUUGGCACAAAGCUACAUCGAACUUCCUGCAGGUUUCAAGAUUGGAUUUGAUAUUUCUGAAGUUGUAAUGAGUGUACAUGUUGGUGCUGCAUUUAUUGACAAUAUCGAGAUUGAUCCAAACCAUGCAAGGAUAAAAGAUCGAGGUUCAGUAACUUCCCGAGCUAACUGUCAUAUGGCUAGCAAGUUCGAUGAUGAUAAAUGGAGAAAACAAUUUCCUUCUCAUGUUUUGGGACGUAACUCUCUUUCAGACAAUGUUCAUCAACCUAUCUCUUCUAGUUGGGAUGUAAUAAAGCAUGUUGGACAUGGGUAUACAAGAAAUAUUUCACAAAACCAACCAUUUAUGAGUCAGUAUAGUGGUGAGGUUCUCACUAGAGCUGUGAAAGAAGUAUUUCAACAUAGCAUGUCACACGGUUCUGUUGAAGAGAAAUGGCAGCAUAGAGCUAAUGCACAAGGUAAUUUAUCACCAUCUCAAGUAUCUAUGCCACUUAUGCACAAAGCUGAGAAAAAAUAUGAGAUUGGUAUGGUGUCUGAUGAGGAAGAGGCUAAACAAAGGCAACUGAAAGGUAUUUUGAAUAAGUUAACCCCCCAAAAUUUUGAGAAACUCUUUGCACAAGUCAAAGAGUUGAAUAUUGAUAAUGUUGUCACACUUACUGGUGUGAUAUCUCAGAUAUUUGACAAAGCCUUGAUGGAACCCACAUUUUGUGAGAUGUAUGCUAGUUUUUGUUUUCGAUUGGCUGGUGACCUACCAAACUUUGUGAAGGAUGAUGAGAAAAUCACCUUCAAACGAUUGCUUUUAAAUAAAUGCCAAGAAGAAUUUGAGAGAGGUGAAAGAGAGCAAGCUGAAGCAGAUAAAACCGCAGAAGAGGGUGGAAUGAAACAGUCUGAAGGAGAGAGAGAAGAGAAACGGAUCCGAGCACGUAGAUGCAUGCUAGGAAAUAUUCGACUAAUUGGGGAGUUGUAUAAAAAGAAAAUGUUGACUGAGAGAAUAAUGCAUGAAUGCAUAAAUAAAUUGCUACGUGAGUAUCAAAAUCCAGAUGAGGAAGAUCUAGAGGCUCUGUGUAAAUUGAUGAGCACAAUCGGGGAGAUGAUAGAUCAUCCGAGAGCAAAGGUAUAUAUGGAUUUUUAUUUUGACCUUAUACAAAAGCUAUCAGAAAACUCAAAGUUAAUAUCUCGAAUAAGAUUUAUGCUAGAGGAUGUGAUUGACCUUAGGAAAAAUAAGUGGAGGCAGAGAAGGAAAGUGGAAGGGCCAAAAAAGAUCGAUGAAGUCCAUAGGGAUGCAGUAAAACAUAAGUUGGGCCAAUCAAAUAGGUUUGGCUCCUCUCCUAACUUUAACUCAUCUGUUGCCUGCACAAACUCUGGGUUAAGACCAGGUCUGCCUGAAAAUAGCACACGUGGAUCAUCUAUGUUGUAUUCUCGUGGACCAUCACAAGUACGUACAUAUGGAUCCCAGAAUGUUAACCUUGAUGCCAAAUAUCAGCCUUCAAAUAGGGUCUUGCCAGUUUCUCACAAUCAAAAGCGUUCUGAUAAAUCCAUUCGUCUUGGUCCUCAAGGUGACCUAGGAAAAAGAAUGUUGCUUUGUGGGAAGCCACCUGUUUCAAACGAUAUUUUUCCAAAAGUUCAUUUGAACAGUCAUCAUUGUCAAGCAUUAGAAAACUCAAGAGAAGGUUUAGCAAUUGGAAUGGCUUGUAAUCGAGCAAACAUCAAAUCUAGUAAUACAUCAUGGGGAACAUCAGAUUAUGCUUCAUCUCAACUAUCAAUUGUUGAUCAAACACAUACAUCGCCCAUACUCAAAAAGGAGAUGUGUGCCGAAGCACAAACAUUUCCUGAAGAGGUUCUUCAAGAAAAAUCGAUAUUAACCAUAAAGGAAUUUUACAGAUUCCAACAUGUUGUAUCCACCCUGGAAGAUGCUGUGACUGAUGCCCCGAAAGCGACCAAGUUCCUAGGUGAAUUAUUUGCCAAAGUCAUAAUGGAAGAUGUGAUCUCACUAACAGAUAUAGAAAGGCUGCUUCAGGAGCCGGAUGGUGGGGACAAACCUGCAAGAUGUCAUGCCCUAGACGACAACCUCACAUCUGAGGUUCUAGGGAGCAUGCUGGAGUCCAUUAGAGUGGAAAGGGGCGACUCUGCAGUGGACCGCGCAAAAUCAAACCUGCAGUGUCCCCAGUAG
This is a messenger RNA of Panicum virgatum (switchgrass), 4974 nucleotides long. Its product is annotated as eukaryotic translation initiation factor 4G-like. The transcript has 6 exons. Bases 1 to 4974 code for a protein of 1657 amino acids. Gene Ontology annotation, cellular component: eukaryotic translation initiation factor 4F complex. The record is from RefSeq and is a predicted model, not a curated record. Gene Ontology annotation, molecular function: translation initiation factor activity; protein binding; mRNA binding. Lineage: Eukaryota; Viridiplantae; Streptophyta; Magnoliopsida; Poales; Poaceae.